UGCCUGUUUAUUACAUCGAAACAACACUUCUCGCAAAGGAGAAGGAGUUCAACUCUCAACUCUCUCUCUCUCUCUCUCCCAAAAUGGCAGCGACACUCUCUCAGCGAUGCUGGGCUGCUCCCGGCGUCAAGCUCAACCCGACCCGAAACCCGAAACCCAAAUCACUCUCUCUUCCCCUCUCAGCCAACUCCACCUGCACCCUCUUCUCCUUCUCUCCUCCCUUCCCCAAACUCUCCUCCUCCUCCGUCCGUACCGCCGUCGCCGCCGUCGAGUCCGACCAGCUCAGCAGCUCCUCUACCGAAAAGAAACCGAGCAAGUACUACUUUGUUGUGGCGAAUGCCAAGUUCAUGCUGGACGAGGAAGAGCAUUUCCAGGAACAGCUGUUCGAGCGGCUUCGGUUGUUUAAGGAGAGGAACAAUGAGCAGGACUUUUGGCUUGUGAUCGAGCCUAAGUUUUUGGAUAAGUUUCCCGACAUUACUAGAAGACUAGGCAGGCCUGCUGUGGCUCUUGUCUCCACUAAUGGCCCUUGGAUUACGUAA
Messenger RNA from Fragaria vesca subsp. vesca, 539 nucleotides. RefSeq lists its product as uncharacterized. The transcript has 2 exons. NCBI's taxonomy places the organism in Eukaryota, Viridiplantae, Streptophyta, Magnoliopsida, Rosales, Rosaceae. The coding region runs from base 84 to 539 and encodes 151 amino acids. The record is from RefSeq and is a predicted model, not a curated record.